This is a messenger RNA of Phytophthora nicotianae INRA-310, 3720 nucleotides long. RefSeq lists its product as hypothetical. Lineage: Eukaryota; Oomycota; Peronosporomycetes; Peronosporales; Peronosporaceae. Gene Ontology annotation, molecular function: nuclear import signal receptor activity. The record is from RefSeq and is a predicted model, not a curated record. The transcript has a single exon. The coding region runs from base 29 to 3580 and encodes 1183 amino acids. Gene Ontology annotation, cellular component: nucleus; cytoplasm. Gene Ontology annotation, biological process: protein import into nucleus.
UGAUAACCCAGCGUAGAAGUAUCACUAGAUGGAGGUGUCGUCGGGCUCUUCCUGGGAAGCGCUGCUAUGGAGCCUGCUUGCUGUAGACAACGCGGCCCGCAAUGCGGCCGAGUCGCAAUUUGCUGCGCUCAAACAGGCCUCCUGUAGCGACGAACUGCUGCUAGGUUUGGUGCACGUCGUGCACUCAACCAGUCCGGAUGACAUCCGCGCGCUGGCUGCUGUCCUGCUGCGCCGCGUGCUGCUGCGCGACGCCGUAUCGCUCUGGCCGCGGGCCACGGACCAGGCCCGCGCCGAGGUCAAGCGCGAGCUGCUGGCCGUACUUGAGGCCGGCGAGAUGAACCGUGGCAUUCGUCGGAAGGUGUGCGAUACGGUGGGCGAGCUGGCCAGCAGCAUCCUGGAGGACGGCCAGUGGGAUGGCCUGCUGCCCACACUGCUGCAAUGGAGCAAUGCACCCAUGGUCACACUGCGCGAGACUGCGUUGCGAGUGUUGGAGAUGGUGGCCAUCUUCCUGGCCACCCAGAUGACUCAGGCCGAGACGUCGGAAACCAUUACGUUGGAUGUCACAGUACUGCAGACCAUGGCCAAGGGUCUGGCCGACCGAGAAGGUCGCGUGGCCCUCAAUGCGUUGCGUGCUUUGAGCAUGCUGCUGCUCAAUUUGGACGCUCUGGACCAAGUGCCUCGGCCAGAGCUGCUGGCCAGCGCUGUACCACUUGUACUCGCUGUACUUCACGCUCUACUAGUCACAAGACAGUUCGACGAGGUAAUGGAAGCUCUGGAAGUCCUGAUUGAGGUGGCCGAGCCCCACGCGGCCUUCUUUAAGCCAUGCUUACGCGAGUUCGUGGACACUAUGGUGCAAAUCGCCGACGCUCCACGUGAUGAGAGCGACGACAAUGCCAUGCUCGAUGGCUGCCGCCAAUUGGCCAUGGAGUUUCUAGUGUCUUUGGCUGAGCAGGCCCCGUCAAGGUGUCGUCGGCUGCCCAAGAACAUGUUCGUGGAGACAGUGUACCCGGUGGCCUUCAAGAUGAUGCUGGAAUUGCAGGACAUUGACACGUGGGACGUGGCUAAUUGCGAGGACGAGCAAUCUGCCGGUGGCCAAGGUAUUGACCAGGAGAUCUCCAACUUUGACGUGGGAUCCGAGGCCCUGGAGCGGUUAGUCGGCGCACUGGGGGCUAAGCGCUCGCUGCCUACAUGCUUCGCCCUUAUUCAGGAAUAUGCGGCCCGUUCGGACAAUUGGGUGAGUCGUCACGCGGCCUUGGUGGGUCUGUGCCAGAUUUUGGACGUACUCGACGACGAGAACUUGGACGCCAUUGUGCGCCACUUGCUGACUCAGGCCAACGAUCCCCAUCCUCGUGUAUGCUGUACGGCCGUCGAUGUCAUCGGCCAGCUGUCCGUCGACCAGGCUCCGCAGUUCCAAGAGGCCUACCACCAACAAGCUCUCACUGUGUUGGCCCACUACCUUGAAGACUUUAACAAACCACGUCUCCAGGCUCACGCUGCUACCGCUCUGCGUCAAUUUAUCGACAUGUGCCCGCCUGAGCUGCUCACUCCGUACUUGGAGAAGAUGUUACAUCAACUUUUCGCGCUGCUCCAACACGGCCAAUCUCUGACUUCAACAACAGGCCAAACACACACACAAGCGUUUAUCGCUGCACGAGUUGUCCAAGAACAAGCUAUCACUGCUAUCUCGUCAGUGGCCACAGUGGCCGGCGCGUCUUUCACGAACUAUUACGCUGCAGUGAUGCCCCCGUUGCAGCAGAUUCUCAUGAAUUGUCUUCAAGAGAGUAUGCAGGCUGCGGCCGCAUCGCCGGCCGUGCUCAAGCCGCAGUCUAACGCUCCCAGUUCAUUCACUCUUGGUGGAAUUACACUCGAGUGUCUGAGUCUCAUCGGCCAGGCUGUUGGCAAGGAGGUGUUCUCACGUGACGCUCCUGCCAUCCUCAAGGUGAUGGCCGAGAUGCAGGCCACGCCGUCGAUUGUCGGCAACGAGUUGAUCCGCACGUAUCUACUGCAAGCCUGGGCCCGCUGCUGCACGUGUCUUGGCCAUGAUUUCGCGCCGUACUUGCCGCUUGUGAUGCCUACACUUCUCGAGGCGGCCACACAACAGGCCGAGUUCGAAGUGGACCCUACGACGCUGUCCAGUGACGACGACGACGACGAAAGCGGCGGAUCUACGGACAGCGAAGACAUCCAACUAGCUCAAGUUAACGACAAAUGUUUGAGUAUUCGCACAUCUAUUCUAGAAGAGAAGGCCACGGCCUGUCAGCUGCUGGCCGGGAUGGCAACAGACCUGGAAGACGCCUUCUUCCCUUACGCCGAACAAGUGACUCAGGUGCUGGCCCCUUUGUUAACCGAGUCAGUACACUCGGACAUCCGCGCCUCGGCCAUCCGAGCGAUGCCUGCACUCGUCAAGUGCGUGGCCAUCUCCACUGCCGCCCCGGCCAAGGAGCACAGCGAAGUGGCCAUCAAGCAGAUGGUGGACUUCGCUCUUGGCCGACUAGUUAACGCACUAACGUCGGAGCCCGAAGUGGAUCUGGUUGUAAGUAUCAUGCAGAGUAUGAUCCGCUGUCUGACUGACGCACGAGCGCUGCACCCGACGCUGGAACUUAACGAAGCGCAGUUAAGUGAGUUGGUACACGGUCUACUAGUGGUUCUAGGCGACAGUUUCCAGCGUCGCGCAAUGCGACGAGGAGCUGGUAGCGACAUGGAGGCAGAAGACGAAGAGGACGACGCGUCUCAGUCCAGUGAGACUCAAGUGGCCGAACAGGAGCUACAGUUCGUGUUGGCGGAGUGUAUCGGGACGCUGGCCAAGACUCAUGGCGCUGCGUUCUUCCCCGUGUUUAUGACUCUGUUGUGGGAGAAGGUGGCCGCUCUGGCCGCCCCUGGUUGUCUAGUAGAAGACCGUCGUCUGGCCUUGUUUGUAGUGGACGAUGUACUGGAACAUUGCGGCCCGGCCAUGCGUCGUCUGGACGUCUUCUUACCGGUCCUGGAGAGUGCGUUACGCGAGGUUAACGAGCCCAGUCUGGUCCAAGCUGCCGCGUUCGGUGUCGGAGUGUGUGCGUCUCAAGGUGGAGAGGCCUUCGCGCGACACGCUGAUCGGUGUCUCCAGCUACUUCACAACGUUGUGGCCCACCCGAAUGCACAAAGUUCGGAGCAACGCAACGCUACAGACAACGCUGUGGCCGCACUAGGCAAGUUGUGCGAGUACCAGUCGGGCGCAGUAGACGCCGCCACGUUGUUCCCGCAGUGGCUGGAGCUGCUUCCUCUUCGUGGAGAUUUAGAAGAAUCUCUCGCUGUUUCUCGCCGACUAUGUGGCUAUGUGAAUGAUAGACAUCCUCUUGUGUUGGGAGCACCGGACUACCGACAUCUAGGCAAGGUGGUGGCUGUAUUAUCCGCUGUGGCCGACGAGAAAUAUCUGCGCAAGAUGAGCAAAGCGGUGGGGGAGAAAGAGGCCUCAGCUCUGCGUCAAGAACUCGCUAAAACGCUCACAGGCCUCCGCUCUACGGUUCCUGAACAGGUCAUGGGCCAGGCUUGGGCCUCGUUGCCAGCUUCGCAACAAGCAGCACUGCACGCGCUGUUCGCGUAAGGUUAGUAUCAAGUCUAUGAAGUUUUAAGAUUUUCAUAAAGUCGGUAAUAGUAGCUGCAUAACUUUUGGGAGAUUUCAAAUUUUAGAAUCUGGAAUCUGUAGAUAUUAAGAUAAUCUAAGGAUUAUCCGUUUGUGGCGCC